GGGGCACACGCGCUGGCGUCCUGCUGCGUGCGCUCACCCUGAGGCAGCGCCUCUCCCGCCAGCCCUUCCUUCCUGGCCUGGAGCCGCACGGCACAGCUCAGCGCUUGAAGGGCCGCUCUCCCUUCUCUCAGCCUCCAAAAUUAGGAGGUGGGGGGGGGGGAACAGCGGGAGGACUGGGCUGACAGGGAGCGCUCCUCGAGCCACACUCCUCGAGCCAGGGGAGGCCGGCAGGGAAACCGUGAGGAGGGAAACCGUGAGGAGGGAAACCGUGAGGAGGGGGCCGCGGAGUGAGCAGAGAGGACAGCACCGCGGCCCCGCUACAGCCCCGCAUCGGAGCCGCACGCGCAGCCCGCCGCCGCCGCCGCCGCUUUCCCACGGCCGGCCCGAGGGGCGGGGCCGAGCGGGGCCGGGCGGCGGCCAUUGGCUGAGGGCGUCGCGGCGGCGGCCAAUGGGGGAGGCGGGGACCGCGCGUGGCGGCGGCGGGCGGCGGGCGGCGGCGGGCGUGCUCUGCGCGGCUCUGCCCGGCCAGCGGCGGCCCGCCCGCGGCGGGUAAGAGGCGAGGCGUGGGAACGCCAUGGGGGAGACGGGCGCGGGGCGAGGCGCGGGGCGCGCGCCGGGCGCCCUCCUGCCGCGCGCCCUCCUGCCGCGCGCCGCCCGCCGCCCGCUCGGCGGCCGCCCGCGCGCCGCCGCCAUGAAGCGGGCGCACCCCGAGUACAGCUCGUCGGACAGCGAGGAGCUGGACGAGGCCGUGGAGGUGGAGAAGGAGAGCGCGGACGAGAACGGGAACCUGAGCUCGACCGCGGGCUCCGCGUCGCCGUCCGCCACCUCGCAGAUCCUGGCCAGGAAGCGGCGCCGAGGGAUCAUCGAGAAGCGCCGCCGCGACCGCAUCAACAACAGCCUGUCCGAGCUGCGCCGGCUGGUGCCCAGCGCCUUCGAGAAGCAGGUAGGCAGGCGGCUGAGCGGGGCUCUGCCCGCCGCGCCGGGGCUCUGCCCGCAGCUCCCGCCCCUCUCUCCUCAGGGAUCGGCCAAGCUGGAGAAAGCCGAGAUCCUGCAGAUGACCGUGGAUCACCUGAAGAUGCUGCACACGGCCGGAGGGAAAGGUUAUUUCGAUGCUCAUGCUUUGGCUAUGGACUACCGGAGUCUCGGGUUCCGAGAGUGCCUGGCUGAAGUGGCUCGAUACUUGAGCAUUAUAGAGGGCCUGGAUGCCUCUGACCCGCUGCGGGUCCGACUCGUGUCUCACCUCAAUAACUACGCCUCUCAGCGGGAAGCAGCGAGCGGUGCGCAUGCCGGCAUUGGACACAUUCCUUGGGGCAACGCCUUUGGACAUCACCCUCACAUAUCUCACCCAUUGCUGCUGCCUCAAAAUGGGCCCGGCAAUACCAGCACCACAGCAUCUUCUUCAGAACCGCAUCACCAGGGCAGAAUCGCCGCCUCACAUGCUGAAACUUCCUCACUCAGAGUGCCCCCAAAUGGCAGCGUCGGACCAGUGCUCCCCGUGGUCACAUCUACUACCAAACUGUCUCCUCCUCUUCUCUCCUCCAUGGCGUCGCUGUCUGCGUUCCCCUUUUCGUUCGGCUCCUUCCAUCUACUGUCCCCCAAUAUGCUGAGCCCGUCUGCACCAACACAAUCAGCAAACCUUGGCAAACCAUACAGACCGUGGGGGACUGAGAUCGGAGCCUUCUAAGAACUAACUCUUUAGUAAGGGUGGGGAAGCCUGCAAACCUAGCGGAGCUGGGUUAUGCCACUCUUAACACUGAAGUUCUUAAUAACUGGGACAAAGGUACAGCUUCACCUUAACUAAAUUUGUCUGAAAACUGUCUCUUUGGAUUUUGUUUCGUUUUGUUGUUGUUUUCUACAUUUUUGUAUUAGCAGGCUUUUUCUUUUUCUUUGAUAGUUGUCUGAAAAUAAAGUUAACAGUAGUGGAUGUUAACACUUGUGUUAGAUCUGUGCUGAACGUUGACAUCAAUUCUGUAACAGCUCGCUUCAAACGUUCCGUCUUUCCUGAGUACAUCGGACUGCCUUUUUAUGAAGAGGUAUCACCUAUUGUUGUUAGCUACAGCCUAGUUUAGUUAUUAAUUUUUCCAAGACCACUCUUCUCAGCCUUAACAAGCUGUGUUUUUGUUAGUAUUUUGACACUGAGAUGUUCUAUAAGGAAUUACUGCUUUUGUAAACUAUACAGGAGUCUUAUAUUUCUGAACAAAGCGUUGACAAAUCAGAUGGACCAGCUUGACCAGCUUUAUCUCAGAGCCCAGUUUCUCUUUCUUCUGCUGUGAUUUGGUAUACUUGGAGGUCUUAUUCUAGUCCCUAGUGGACGUUUACUUGCAUCACAGAAUCACUGCGUUAUUUCUUCCACCCAAAGGAGCAGUAUGUGCUUCAGUGCAGACUUCAGAAUGGGGAGGGUGCAAAAGUGAAAUUAGAAACUACAGUUGGUGGUGAGUUUCGUUGCUGGAGACGUGGAAAAUUUGUUACCCACAGUAGCCUUCCAGCGUGUUCGAUUCACGGGGCCAGAUUCUGCUCUGAGUUACAGUAGAGCAAUUGCUGUGUUACUGGUAUUCUUGGGUAACUGAAAGCAGAUUCUUUCCCUUUGUGAGCUUCAAAUCUGCACCUGAAACAAAUUAUGCUGGUAUUUAGAUAUCCAAUGGAAUGGUACAGUGGGAACCUGUUCAGUGCACGGCUUCGUUGCUUAACAAAUGUAUCCUAACUGGUGUGUUGGUUUUAUUUUUUGUUCUUGCAUUUUGCUUUUAGGGGCAGUUCAGUGCCACUCCUCAUUUUGCAAGGGCUCUGCUGCACUCUCGUGUGCGUGAGUGUGUGUGCGUGUGUGUGUGUGUACAUGUAUAUUUUGUUUGAUUUCAUGAGAAUCUUAAUCUGAACAGGUUUAUCUAGUGAGUUCCACUGGACUGGGCUUGACUGCUCUUGUAUUUGUGUCGUGGUUAAAUAAAGGAGAAAGAACAAUGUAUUUUAAAUGA
This is a messenger RNA of Gallus gallus (chicken), 2966 nucleotides long. RefSeq names its product hes related family bHLH transcription factor with YRPW motif 1 (gene HEY1). The record is from RefSeq and is a predicted model, not a curated record. Gene Ontology annotation, cellular component: nucleus. Gene Ontology annotation, biological process: negative regulation of neuron differentiation; circulatory system development; Notch signaling pathway. The coding region runs from base 575 to 1684 and encodes 369 amino acids. The transcript has 4 exons. Gene Ontology annotation, molecular function: protein dimerization activity; DNA-binding transcription factor activity, RNA polymerase II-specific; RNA polymerase II cis-regulatory region sequence-specific DNA binding. NCBI's taxonomy places the organism in Eukaryota, Metazoa, Chordata, Aves, Galliformes, Phasianidae.